This is a messenger RNA of Cuscuta epithymum, 4061 nucleotides long. NCBI's taxonomy places the organism in Eukaryota, Viridiplantae, Streptophyta, Magnoliopsida, Solanales, Convolvulaceae. The record is from the annotation of a GenBank genome assembly.
UGAACCCAAAGUCCAGCCUCGUAUAUGGGAAGAAAGAUAGAAGUCCGUAAGGGAGAAAGAAAAAAGACGAAGGUCACUACGAUUGAAGAUCCCUCGCAAUAGAGGCGUCAAUUGGCUUCCGUCGACGAAGAGGCGGUCGUCGAUCGUCUUUCAGCGUUGGCCAAGUACGAACUAGGAACGAGGCUCCAGCUUUACAUAUCCUGAUUCCAGGUCUAGACACUCUGGCUUCCUCAGCAAACGAACAGCGAGAUCUAUUGACUCCAGCUCCCUUUAAUUCUUUGUUCAAACUAGAGACAUAAAGACAUGCUAGGGUUUUCAUACGGAGAGUUGUUUCUAUUGCUUGGAGCUACUGCGGCUUUAAUUGGACCUAAGGACCUUCCAGUCAUAGCAAGAACUGCUGGGAGGUUAUCUGGCCGUGCUAUUGGCUAUGUUCAAAUGGCCCGUGGUCAAUUUGAGAGUGUCAUGCAGCAAACUCAAGCUCGACAGGUCCAUAAAGAGCUACAAGAUACAAUUGCUCAAUUAGAAGCCAUACGACAUGAAAUCCGAACCAUUUCUUUUGUGAAUCCGGGUCCAUUAACCACAAGGCUAGUUGAUAACAUAAAAAACCACCCACCCACUGCUGGUGCUGGUACAUCGGUGGAAAAUGGACCUGAAAAGUCUGAAAGUAAGGGCACAACUAUCAGUAACACACCCAAGGAUUGUAACUUUAAGCCCUCAACCCCUUCUGAUAUGAACAGUCAAGCAACAGCAUAUGCAAAACUCGCCGAAAUCACAUUAUCAAAACCCAAGUAUGAAAACUGCGAAGCUCUGGAUGAGGUUCCUGAUAAAUCUGGUAAUCUUGUGCUUCCAGUCUCUGCUAAAAGUGCAGGUCUGUUGCCUGAUCAUACAGCUGAAGCAAAGGGAUCUGACAUUGUGCUAGAAGCUAUUAUAGAGGCAGAUGUGGCACAAAAUGCAAAGAAGUUUUUCUCACAGCCCCAAAAUCAAAUGAAAUGUGAAUAGAGGUACCUGGUUAUUCAAUAAAGGGAAAAGGGGCAAAUAAGCCCUCGAACUAAUAAAAAAAGUGCAAAUAAGCCCUUUUGUAAGAGGUUCUGUCCGGUCGCCAUUAUUUGGAGAGGUUCCCGGUAGAGUUUUUUGAUAAAUUUUUUUGAGUAUCUUCUUCAUUAAGUCUAGUUUGGCCAUAUCAAAUUUCAGCUAAAAAUUCAACCGGGAAGGCACUCAAAUGAUUUUCCGAAAUAUACUGUGUUGUUUAACUACGCAGUUAUCUUCAAAAAUUCAUUUGACUGUCUUCCCGAUUGAAUUUUUAGCUGAAAUUCGAUAUGAGCAAACUAGACUUAAUGAAUAAGAUGCUAAAAAAAACUCAUCAAAAAAUUCCACCGGGAACCUCCUCAAAUGACGAUGGCCGGACGAAACCUCCUACAAAAGGGCUUAUUUGCACUUUUUUGGUUAGUUCGAGGGCUUAUUUGCCCCUUUUCCCUUCAAUAAAUAGUGUAGCUAUUCAGAUUAACCGUUUGAUUGUGUGACAUCUAUCGCGUCUGAUGGCUUGGGAAGUGUAUUGAUUUGCAAAACUAGGUCAUUUCACCCCAGAUUACCUUCUUGGAGUUCUCACUAUGAUUAGAAUGUCCUUUGGUCCUAACAUAUCAAAAUCCUAGCUCAGCACACAUAAUUCAACGUAUGAAGUAUGUAAAACUACUCGGUUAACAACCUCAACUGAUAUGUAGGUGUUAGGAACUGGAAACAGGAAUAUCAGGGCGAAGUUAAAUUCUGGGUUAAUCAACAAAUUUACCGUCUCUAUAGAGGAAGAGUACCCAUUAGAGUUGAAGUAGCUCUGAGGAAUGGAAAGAACUCUGCAUAUGAAAAGAGUUUUAAGCAGUGAAAUAAGGCAAUGUUUUGAGGAGCCCUAAAAAACUGUAGGUGGAUGAGGAAGACCAGAUGCGUAGGCGUAGCUUCUCACAUGUAUUUUUUGUUUCUGUUUUAUUUCUAUCUUCUUAAUGAAUGGAGAGUAUAUUUUUGAUAAAGAAAUCAUUAUAUUUCUCCAAUACAGUCAUGUUAUAUCGUGAAAAACUAAAAGCGAUACUAUCAACAUGACCAAGAAGGCAUCCACUAUUUUUUUUUCUUUGUAUUAAAAUAACCUUGGCAACAUACACCAUACUAAUGCCAAUGUAUCAUUAGUAUGGUGUAUGUUGCCAAGAUUAUUUUAAACUCAAGAUCCUAGCACGGAUCGAAAUUCGAAAGGGGUCGAAAAGACCGUAACUUGUGGAUCAUAACUCACAUCAUAAGAUCAUAGAAACAAAACUACCAUGCUAUUCUUAUUCGAAAACCCGAAGCCUGGGUUAUUUACUCGGCGAGUACUCAGCGAGUACUCAGUGAGUACUCCCUACUCGGCCUAUGACCUUGCAGAGUAGCACAUUACUCGGCCCGAGUUAUUAUUCCGAGUUACUCGCCGAGUACUCGGCGAGUUAGCCAACUUGGCCAGUGGGUCAAAAAGGCGAUUUAGUCGGGAGUACUCGGUAUGUAAAAAAAAACAUUACCUUCGCUUGGAAAAAAAUUAAAUUGAGAUUAUCCUCUGUGUUGUUUCUUAUUCUCCCUCAUGUUGCCUAUUAUAUUCUUCUCUGUAUACUGUAAUAAACUCUGAGAAUUUUGGAUUGUUCUUCGUUUGCUUGUGCUUCUUAAACCGGUGUUUUCAUUGUACAUUUUCAAGUCUUUGGCCAACUAAAGUGAAUGUAUUGAAUGUACCCCUGAGAACUGAGUUGCUGAAUGCUGAAAUAAAAUCUCUUAAUUGAAAAGGUGAAAAAUAUAGCUUAGCAAAAAGGCAUCAUGUUUGGUUUUGGGUGAGCUGCAAUUUUCAUUUAGGGAACUACCUUUGAGGACUAGUUGUUCGGUAGGUGCCACUUUGAAGUUACUUUGAAGUUCUUCAAUUGGAAUAAGAAUAGGUGCCAAAAAACUACAGAAAAUAUUUGCCUUUCCACUGCUCGUGCUUCUUGAAGUUGUAUUCUGGUAUUGUAUACGUAUUAUAUGCAUUUUAAGACAAUUUCUAUCCUUUUAUUCACUUCUAAACAUUUUAAGACAAUUUAAAGACAAUUUUAUUACUAUAUUAAGACUACUAUAUUUAAAUAUAUUUUUUAUAUUUAAUUAAUACUAGGCCGAGUAAUCACCGAGUAAUCCCGAGUAAUCGGUCAUACUCGCUACUCGGCCCUUGACCGAGUAGCUACCGAGUAGCGAGUAAACUACCUAGCCCGAAGCCUUACUUGAUUAUUAAACAUGCCAGGACUUAAACAGGCCAAGCCUUAAACAGUUCAGGCCGUAGGUCCCUGACAGGUCUAGCCUAUUCUCACCCAUACCUAGAAUAUAAUCAAGAGCUGUCAAAAUUUUAACUUAGGGUGUAUUCUUUUGGACAAUUAUUUGUUGGUCUAUUCUUGUAUGCUUAAGUCUGGUCUGAGCUAGUCUGGUCUAUGUGUAUUUUAUAACUAUCAAAGUCUGAUCUGGUCAUUAGUCUGGUCUGGGACUGAAAACAGUUCAAAAGAAAACGUUGUUAUAUGGAUCACAUAAUUUGUUCGCACAAAUUUUAUGGCGAUUUUUUUUUUAUAUUGAGUAUAUUUGGUGUGCACGAGACAUGAUUUACUUAAACAUUUGACAUUGUCACAUUUGCAUGCCCGGACCGCAUCUUUGUUUUAAAGCAUGAAAAACAACUAAAAAUGAUUAAUGACUUAGGAUGUUUUUACUUGAACUGUUUUGAGUCCCAGACCAGACCUAAACAGACCAGAUCAGACUUAAACAGACUAGGCCAGACCAGACUUAAACGGACAAAUCAGACCAGACUUGACUUUCGUUGUUAUAAAAUACACAGAGACCGGACGACAGACGUUUAUCAGACCAUACCAGACCAGACCAACAAAUUACAGUCCAAGUGAAAACAUCCCUAAUGUAUUACUCACUCCGUCCCAAAAAGGUUGACCAAAUUUCCUUUUUUGGAUGUCGCAAAAAGAUUUGUCAUUUCCAUUUAAAGUAAAGAAUAUGUGGCUAAAACUAAUUCUCUUUCCUCUGCACAAAUUUCAACCAUACAG